Molecule: messenger RNA, 3536 nt
Organism: Spea bombifrons (plains spadefoot toad)
Lineage: Eukaryota; Metazoa; Chordata; Amphibia; Anura; Pelobatidae
Gene: BEND3
Product: BEN domain containing 3
Exons: 4
Coding region: 677-3160 (827 amino acids)
Biological process (GO): rDNA heterochromatin formation
Cellular component (GO): heterochromatin
Molecular function (GO): DNA binding
Source: RefSeq, a predicted model, not a curated record
CCAUGCGCAGGACGCGCUCCCGCUGAAUUCAAUGCCGGUGCCGUCCGGCCCCAUUGCUAAAGGAUGGGGUAUAGGAGAUAAAGCAACUGGGAAAAGGAGCCCAUUAACUGUAGCUAAUACCAGUUAUCUCACGUGUCACUCAUCACGUGACAUGCUUAGGAAUGUAUACAUGCAUGUUAAUGAACACCUGGGGCAUUAGCACAGCAGGGCUGCGAGUUCCUCGCGUGUAAAAAGUAAAGUUUGCACAAAGUCACGUGAGUGAUGCUGCUACUGCUUAGGGAGUGAUCCGAGUUAUUUCCACAGUGGCUGAACACGCGAGUGUCUGUGCCCUUGACGGGUGCAGAUCCUCCCCCCUCUGUGUCCUGGCUGCGUGUGUGUCUAAGUGGAGAGAGGGCAGGGGGCUGUUCCCACUGCAGCCUCUGUCUCCCUGUGUCCUUCUGCGGAAAUGACACACACGGAGUCCCGUCACGUCACGCGAGAACGCACGGACACGCAGCACACAAAGACACAGACACGCCGUGGGGAGGUAGAAAAAAAGCCAGAAAACAAAACACGAGACGGAACUGGAAAGACAAGCUAUACCGAACCGUUAUCAAGGUGUCCACUCGGGAAAAAUACACGCACACGCUGGAGGGAAGACAGAGGAAGGGGGACCCUCUCCUAGGUACAUCAGAAAAUGAACCCAGUUGAAUUCAGAGAGGAAGAUGAUGAUACAGAAGUCAAAUCCGUUGUAAAAGUUGAAGCGUCAAGAGAAGGAAAUUUGCUGGAUUGCUCGAUUGCUGCCCCUGUAGGGAAGCAAACCCCGGAAUGCACGAAUAUCUCUCGGCCUGACCUCAACAAACGCAAACAAACCUCUCUCAUGUCUGACGGGUCAAGUAGCGAUGCAGAAAUUAUACCCACCGUUAAAAGAAGGAAACUCGUCUCAGAGAGUCUACUUUCCUGCACCAAGAACAGAGAGUCUGGAUCUUCUGCUCAGGCCAAUGUGGAGUUGAGUACAAACUCUGACUAUAGCACCACAUCUGUAUGUGAAGGAGAGGAAACUGUUCAUGAAUUUGUAACAUCAUACAAGAAACCUCUCUAUGGCAUUUCACAUAAGAUAACAGAGAAAAGGAAUCCUGUUACAUCAGAUCUGCAAGUAUCUUAUGAGGGUUUUGACAAGACAAACCAUGACAGUCCCUCAAAUCUGCGUGUUUUUAGUGACCUGCGCAAACGUGAACCUGCUAGCACUUUAAUGACAUCGUCGGUAAUUGAAGAAUCCAACGUUUACUCUUUGAUACAAAAAAUGUUUUUUGCCCUCAACACACUUAAUUCCAAUAUGUCACAGUUGCAUAGUAAAGUCGAUCUCCUGUCACUCGAAGUAAACAGAAUCAAGAAGAAAGUGAGUCCUCUGGAUAUGGUUGCCGAGUUCCAGCCUCCCCCUGAAUACCAACUGACGAGUGCAGAGCUGAAACAAGUAAUGGACCAGACCACUUCUGCCGGGGACCUUAGUUGCCGGUUAUUGAUUCAGCUUUUUCCUGAGCUUUUUGGAAAAGAGGACUUUUCAAGGAACUGUGCCACCUGUGGUUUCAACAGCAAAACCAAGCUUGAAUCACUUCACCUCCAACUUAUACGCAACUAUGUAGAGGUUUGCUACCCUGCUGUUAAGAACACUGCCAUCUGGCAGCUAGAGUGCUUACCUCAAAUAAAUGACUUCUUCAACCGGUUUUGGGCUGAAAGGCAGAUGGAGAGCACCCAUCAGAGUAUGCAGUCACCCAGUUUUUUUUGUGUCUCGUCACAGCAAAAUUCUCAUUAUGUUGAAGGUAAAGAGGAAGAAGCCUCCUUGAGCAGAGCAAAUUCUGUUGGAUCAGAAUACACUCUGAAUUCACAUGAUCUCUGUGAGUUUUUAGAUGAAGCUUCUUCCCCUGGGGAAUUUGCGGUUUUGCUGCUGCACCGUUUAUUCCCUGAAAUCUUUGACCACAGAAAGCUUGUGGAAAGAUGUCCUGGAGAAAUAGAAAAUUUAGUUGUAGAUCCACACCGCCUACAACUGAUUCGGCAGUAUACAGAGAUUUAUUUUCCAGAUGUACAUGAUGAUGAUGUUUGGCUGCAGCAGUGUGUUCAAAGAAUUAAUGAUGAGUUGGAAAGUGUAUUAAUGGAUGGCAGUGAAUGUGAUGAUACGAGGGAUGACUGCUAUGACUCUGCAAGCUUACCCGAUGACCUGUCUGUUGUAAAGUUGGAGGAUGGCAUGGACACCGACAGACCAGGAAGAAGGUCCAAAAAGGUUUGGCUUGUACCAUUUGACUUUGAUAGAAUUGAUAUUCCACCUCCUGACUUUGAGGUUCCUUAUCCACAAUUUCUCCUUACCAAGGAACAACUAAAAAAUAUUUAUGAGAGCAGUUUGUCCAUUGGUAAUUUUGCCUCAAAACUGCUGGUUCACUUAUUCCCAGAGCUGUUCACGCAUGAGAACUUGAGGAAGCAGUACAACUGUAGUGGUUCGCUUGGGAAGAAACAGCUUGAUCCAGUCCGAGUAAAACUUAUCCGGCACUAUGUGCAAAUGCUGUAUCCACGGGCAAAAAAUGAUAGAGUUUGGACUCUAGAAUUUGUUGGAAAGCUGGAUGAACGGUGUCGCCGUAGGGAUACAGAGCAGAGGCGUUCUUAUCAGCAGCAGAGGAAGGUUUAUGUACCUGUACCAGAAAGGAGAGACUUUGUCCAUUUCGACCUAAACCCAGAAAGAUUCAGGGAUCUGAUCGAAGAACCACCGCUACCUCCGGAACGCAGUACAAAAGACUUCUGCAAGAUACCACUGGAUAAGAUUGUUGUUCAUUCUCCUGACUUCCCCGUGCCUUCAAUGUACAUCUUAAAUGACAAAGAAAUAAGAGACAUUGUACAACAAAGUCUGUCUGUUGGAAACUUUGCUGCCAGGCUCCUUGUGAGACUUUUCCCAGAGUUGUUUACCGCCGAAAAUCUUAGAUUGCAAUACAACCACUCGGGUGCCUGCAACAAGAAGCAGCUUGACCCCGUCAGACUAAGGCUUAUCCGCCAUUAUGUGGAAGCAGUUUACCCUGUGGACAAGAUGGAGGAGGUUUGGCAUUAUGAAUGUAUUCCAAGCAUUGAUGAAAGGUGCAGGCGCCCAAACAGAAAAAAAUGUGACAUACUUAAAAAAGCAAAGAAAGCUAAAAAGUAGUUCUUACAGAAAAAACACUUGGUUAGUAAAUUAUUUUUUAGUGUAUAGACCGAGGGACCUAGUGCUGCUUUUAUAUAGAAAUAUAAAUAGUGAAUAUAUGAAGUGUGUAAAUAGUUUGCAGCAGUAUGAGGUCUACAGCAUAUUUGCACUCACCUGGGAAUCAAACCUGUUUUAUUCACUGGUAAUAGAUGUUUUCUUACUUUAUUGACUAGGUCAAAUGCUGUUUUAUUUUUUCCUUAAUAUUUUCUAUUCUUCAUGUUUUGUUUUGGCCUUUGCUGCGCUGCAGUGCUUCACUGAUCCCUCUGGUAGGGAAAUGGAUAUAUGACCUUGAUGUGCAAAACAUGCAUUGUGAUAUAGGGCCAUAUUUGUUUUUAUA